AGACUAAACCAUAAUUAAAACGAAAAAGAAAAAUCAAAAAUCAAAAUCGAUAAAACAACCCAACGCCUCGAGACCUUUCCUUCUCAUCUUCUCCGUUGAACCAAGAUACACAAUUCCAUGGCGAAACCGUCCCGGAUUUGAAAAAAUCGACGAUCGUCGAAGAAGACACGACGGAAAAUGGCGACGCCUCUACCGGAUUUCGAGGCGGCGAGAGCAGCAGCUUCGUCGUCAUCAACCACGGCCAUUCCGAGCUCCGCACCUGCGGCGGCGAAUUCGUUCUCGGAGGACGCGGAGGAGAUAUCUCCGAUCCUGUUUUUCCUCUUCUUCCACAAGGCGGUGUGCAGCGAGCUCGAAUCGCUUCACAGGUUGGCGCUGGAGUUCGCGACGGGGCACCACGUCGAUCUCCGCCUCCUUCGCGAACGGUACCGGUUCCUGAGAUCGAUCUAUAAGCAUCACUGCAAUGCCGAGGACGAGGUGAUAUUUUCAGCUCUUGAUAUACGCGUGAAGAACGUAGCGCAGACGUAUUCUCUUGAACACAAGGGGGAAAGCACCCUUUUCGAUCAUCUCUUUGAGCUGCUAAAUCCUGCCACGGAGAUUGAUGAGAGUUAUCGAAGGGAAUUGGCUAGCAGUACUGGAGCGCUUCAGACUUCUGUUAGCCAGCACUUGGCUAAAGAACAGAAACAGGUGUUCCCGUUACUUAUUGAGAAAUUUAAGCAUGAGGAGCAAGCUUACAUAGUCUGGCGGUUUCUCUGCAGCAUUCCUGUGAACAUGCUUGCCGUUUUUCUUCCGUGGCUUGCUUCCUCCAUUUCAGUCGAUGAAAGCAAGGAGAUGCAGUCGUGUUUAAGCAAGAUUGUUCCAGACGAGAAGCUCCUUCAGCAGGUUAUUUUCACCUGGUUGGGAAGGAAAAGCGAUACUGCGGCUUGUUGUCGCAUUGAAGAUUCUCUGUUCCAGUGCUGUAUAGAUUCUUCUAGCAGCAUGCUUCCUUGCGAAACUAGUAGAGCACAGUGCGCAUGUGAGGGAUCCAAGGUCGGGAAGAGAAAGUACCAAGAGCUUACAAGUCAUGAUUCUUUUGAUGCCCAGAUGCACCCAAUUGAUGAGAUUAAGCUUUGGCACAAGUCAAUGAACAAGGAGAUGAAGGAAAUAGCAGAUGAGGCUAGGAAGAUUCAGCUGUCUGGAGAUUUUUCGGAUUUAUCUGCAUUUGAUGAACGCUUGCAAUAUAUUGCUGAAGUAUGCAUCUUCCACAGUCUUGCAGAGGACAAGAUCAUAUUUCCAGCAGUAGAUGGGGAGUUUUCAUUUUCCGAGGAGCACGAUGAAGAAGAAAACCAGUUCAACGAGUUUCGAUGCUUAAUUGAAAAUAUCAAGAGUGCUGGAGCCUCUUCUACUUCCGCUGCUGAAUUUUACACCAAGCUGUGCUCACAUGCUGAUCAAAUAAUGGAAACUAUUCAAAGACACUUUCACAACGAGGAAAUUCAGGUGCUACCCCUUGCACGCAAGAACUUCACCUUUAAACGUCAACAAGAACUUCUCUACCAAAGCCUGUGUAUAAUGCCCUUGAGAUUAAUUGAACGUGUUUUGCCAUGGCUGGCGGCAUCUUUAACAGAAGAUGAAGCUAAGAAUUUUCUGAAGAACUUGCAAGCUGGAGCACCUAAAUCGGAUGCUGCUCUCGUUACUCUUUUCUCUGGGUGGGCAUGCAAAGGACGCAAAGCCGGGGAAUGCUUGUCUCCUAACGGGAAUGGUUUAUGCCCUGUUAAAACAUUAAGCAACACUGUGUCUAUGCCAUGCUCUAGUAGGAGCAUAGAAUCUUGUUGCCAGCAUCAGGACAAAAGGCCAGCCAAGCGAACUGUUGUGUCGUCUUGUGAAAAAUAUGCCACCCCUCACUUGUCAGAAGGCGCAAAUGGGUCCAAGCCAUCUGGGAAUGGUAGGCCAUGCUGUGUUCCGGAUCUCGGAGUUAGCAGUGACUGUCUGGGACUUGGUUCUCUUCCAGCAGCUAAAACUAUGAGAUCAUCUUCGCUAAACUCUGCUGCACCCGCUCUUGACUCCAGCUUCUUUGGUUGUGAAAUGGAUAGUAACAGCUUUGGUACUGGAAACGCCGAGCGGCCGGUUGCUACAAUAUUCGCGUUUCACAAGGCCAUAAGCAAAGAUCUGGAGUUUCUUGAUGUUGAAUCAGGAAAGCUCAUUGAUUGCGAUGAAACGUUUAUUCGUCAGUUUAUUGGUCGGUUUCACCUACUCUGGGGUUAUUACAAAGCUCAUAGUAGUGCCGAAGAUGAUAUCCUAUUCCCAGCUUUGGAAUCGAAGGAGGCACUUCACAAUGUCAGUCACUCUUACACGCUUGACCAUAAACAGGAGGAGAAGUUGUUUGAAGAUAUUUACAGUGUUCUUACUGAACUUUCAGUGCUUCAUGAGAAGUUACAGAGUGAUUCUAUCAUGGGGGGCGUAACUCAAAAUGACACUGUUCAUACUGAUAUUGAUAGCGGUGACUGCAAGAGGAAGUACAACGAACUGGCUACAAAGCUACAAGGGAUGUGCAAAUCCAUUAAGAUCGCGUUGGAUCAGCAUAUUUUCUUGGAGGAACUGGAGCUCUGGCCUCUAUUUGACGAACAUUUCUCCAUUCAAGAGCAAGACAAGAUUGUGGGUCGUAUAAUCGGGACAACGGGUGCUGAAGUUCUUCAAUCUAUGUUACCAUGGGUGACUUCCGCCCUUUCUGAAGAUGAGCAAAACAGAAUGAUGGAUACCUGGAAGCAGGCAACCAAGAACACAAUGUUUGAUGAAUGGCUCAAUGAAUGCUGGAAAGGAUCACCUGACUCAUCAUCAACGGAAACAUCCAAACAUAGUCCACAGAGAGACAAUGAUCAUCAAGACAUCGUGGACCAAACUGGUCAACUUUUUAAGCCGGGGUGGAAAGAUAUUUUCCGCAUGAAUCAGAACGAACUAGAGGCUGAAAUAAGGAAGGUUUAUCAGGACACAACACUUGAUCCAAGGAGAAAAGAUUAUCUAGUACAAAAUUGGAGAACCAGUCGAUGGAUAGCGGCUCAGCAAAAGUUACCUAAGGAAACAGAAACUGCAUUGAAUGGUGAUGUUGCACUCGGAUGUUCCCCCUCUUUUCGAGAUCCCGAGAAGCAGAUAUAUGGAUGCGAGCAUUACAAGCGUAACUGUAAGCUUCGGGCUGUAUGUUGUGAUCAGUUGUUCACUUGUAGGUUUUGCCAUGACAAAGUAAGCGACCACUCCAUGGACAGAAAACUGGUGACGGAAAUGCUCUGUAUGCGGUGCCUUAAGGUGCAACCUGUUGGCCCCAUUUGCACAACGCCUUCAUGCGAUGGAUUCCCAAUGGCAAAGCACUACUGCAGUAUUUGCAAACUUUUCGAUGAUGAAAGGGCUGUUUACCACUGUCCAUUCUGCAACCUUUGCCGGGUCGGUGAGGGACUGGGAAUCGAUUAUUUCCAUUGCAUGACAUGUAACUGUUGUCUAGGGAUGAAGUUAGUAAACCAUAAGUGUCUCGAGAAAAGCCUUGAGACAAAUUGCCCCAUUUGCUGCGAGUUUCUUUUCACAUCAAGUGAAACAGUCAGAGCCUUACCUUGUGGUCACUACAUGCACUCAGCUUGCUUCCAGGCUUACACUUGCAGUCACUACACAUGUCCAAUCUGUGGGAAAACAUUAGGAGAUAUGGGGGUUUAUUUCGGUAUGCUUGAUGCACUGUUAGCUGCAGAAGAACUUCCUGAAGAAUACAAAGAUCGCUGUCAGGACAUUUUAUGUAAUGACUGUCAACGCAAAGGAACGACACGGUUUCAUUGGUUGUACCAUAAAUGCGGUAGCUGCGGUUCUUACAAUACCCGUGUGAUCAGGUCAGAAACAACCGCCCCAGACUGCCCAACCUCAUCCUGAAAACUAUGUAAGAGGUUGAUUCUUCACUCGUUUCACCUUUUUUCUUCUUCUGUUGGCUUCACUUUCUGUUCCGCACAGCAAUGUCUUUUCAAGAGCCUGUCGAUAUAAUUUUUAUUUGUAUAGUCUCUGAGAUAUAAAAGAUUUUGAAGAGUCUUAUAUUAGGUUACCACCAUACAUUAUGGCUUUUGGGCAAAGCCAAAACUCGUUUGUCUCUGAAACAUUCCCUCCUUUUCUCCACAUAUCCGCUAUUUGUUUUUCUUUUCUUGCAUGAGCUGAGACUUUCUUUGAAGAGUGUAAAUAGUUACAAUUUUUAAUGCAAAAACUUUUUAUUUCCC
Raphanus sativus (radish) is the source of this 4214-nucleotide messenger RNA. Its product is annotated as zinc finger protein BRUTUS. The transcript has 14 exons. Gene Ontology annotation, molecular function: zinc ion binding; ubiquitin protein ligase activity. Lineage: Eukaryota; Viridiplantae; Streptophyta; Magnoliopsida; Brassicales; Brassicaceae. The record is from RefSeq and is a predicted model, not a curated record. Gene Ontology annotation, cellular component: nucleus. The coding region runs from base 178 to 3879 and encodes 1233 amino acids. Gene Ontology annotation, biological process: protein ubiquitination; ubiquitin-dependent protein catabolic process.